GUCAACAAUUUUCGGAGGGAGUUUCAGCUGAUAUCGUGGAUCGACAUGGAUCAAGGAGCAACCGGUGCAGUGCAGAUGACUGUAUUGCGAGGAGAAAAUCUGAGAGGUAACAAAAAACAGCCGUUUCUCAGCUUCGUGCGUGCGGAGUUUAACGGUGUGCUGCUGGGAGACUCGCAGAAAGUGCAGGUGCCUUUGGACGAAGACGUGAAUUACAGCUUCACCUGUGACUUUGAAUGUUCAGAAGUGACCCACACGCUAGACGAUCUGGCUCAUAAACCUGUUAUAUUAACACUGUUUGAGGUCUCCCCAAAAGAAGAAAAACAAAAAGAGGAGAAGACGUCUGUCUUGGGCCAAGCUGUUGUGGACAUGCUCCCUCUGUUGCAUGGGCAAUGUAGCUUCUCCUCCACUGUGGUGCUUCACGCUACACAUGGAUCACCCUAUAUCACUGUCUCACAAGACAAAGGAAUUAAGCCAACACUGGAGGUGACAGUCAGUACACCAAAGCCGUUGCUCUCAGACACUCAGCUAUCUGAAUCUAAUCUGUUGGCAGUCACAGUGGAGACGGCUUACUCUGUACCUGAGGUUUGGAAUACUGCUGCCAGUGGGCCUCAGUACAGUUAUGUAGCUGCUCUGCAAGUCCCCCUAACAUCACAAAAGAAAGAGCAGUUAUUGUUGUUCUCCAAUGGCAUAUUAAAAAUGGGUGGUGAAAGAGAGCCUGUGCCUAGAGGCAAAAAAUGGCCCCUUGGUUCAUUUCUUGCCCCAGAUGCCCAUUUCAUCCCAGGCAUGUUCAUUGUUGACGAGCCUGUUAAACUGGAGCAUAUUGACCGUAAUACUGUUGAGGGUGAAGUAUUCCAAGCUAACGCUGAGUGCAACAGAAAAAGAGUGAGCUGGGAUACAGAGCGUCGCUGUUUUAUUGAUUCAGCUACAUGUUUGUCCGACAGAAUUGUUGAAUGCAGGUUGUGGCCAGUGGAAGUUAUGAGAUAUACGCAGUCUUCCAAAGCAAAAGGAGGAAAAGUAGGCAAAGAAAAAACGCAACUGGAAGAUGACAUUCAGAUUUCUUUUCAUGGAGUUGCCUAUGUCGACUUUGCACCUUUGCUGUAUCCUGGAGUCAAGCGUAUCCGUGGAGCGUACAGAAUCCACCCAUUCUCUGAAUCUGACCUACUAAAGAAAACCAACAGGCAGGCAAGUGUGGUGAGCGAGAGCAUGAAGUCACAGCUAUCAGAAGCUCGUCUUCGUCCAACUUCAUUAACCCCCUGCAGGGCAGCAUCCAGCAAAGUGUUGGGAAACAGAAGAGACAGUAAAGAAGAAAUAAAAAAGACAAUACCUGGAAAAGCAGAGAGUGUGACCGACGUUGAACUGCAAGUGAAUACAGAUGCUCAGAUGUAUGCAGAUGCGAGAUCAUACAUCGUUAUUGAAAUUGCUUUGGAGAAACCGUUGGUUCCAAAAAGACAGCCAGAGGAGCUAGCAAGAAGAGUGAGGGACCUGGUUCCUCCCAGGCCUCCACGACACUGGCAUGCAGCCGGAGCAGAGAGAUCUGUGCAGGAAUACCAGGCACAGAUAAUGAACGUAGCAGCGCAGGUGUUGCAGCAGUAUGAGCAGAUGUUUGGAGCUGCAUUCGUUCCUUGUGCCAAGCCUCUCGACCCUGCUACCCAAGAGCAGCGCAAAACUCAGUUGUUCGGAGAGCUGAACUGCUCUGGGAAAUACUUCGCCUUUAAGGAGCAAAUGAAAUAUUCAGUAGUACGAAUUGUGCGUGAGAAGAUGCUGAGAACGGAGGCUUUCACCAACCCAGAGCAGCUGCAGGCUUUUUUGAGUCAACUUUACAGCUUCCUGGUGGAUGAGAUGCAUGUUGCACUUAAUAAGACCUUAUCAGCUGAAGAACAAGAGCUCCAGGCUCAGCCCCUGCUGGACUGCAAUCAGCUUAGGCAAUUUGCCAAAGAGGCUCUGCUACAUGAGGAUUAUCAGCUAGCUGCCCACUAUUACCAAGAGCAACUGGCUCAAGACCGAAGCAAUCCAUCCCACUGGUUUGAUUAUGGUGUGCUUUACAUGUGCACUGCUGAAUAUGUGAAGGCAAAGGAGUGUUUCCAUCUGGCCGUGUCUGUAGACCAAGAGCACAUACCCAGCUUACUUCUGUGUGGAAUUCUGUCAGAAAUGAACAAUUGUUGUGAAGAGGCAGAGACCUUUUUCGAAAGAGCCACAUGUAUCAAUUCAAGCUCCGUGGUCACCUGGACCACAUUUGGCUUGUUUUACUUGGCCCAGGAGAACUUCAUCCAAGCAGAAAUGGCUUUCAUGGAAGCAACUAAGCAGCAGAGAGCAGCCCUGGAGUGUAGCAGCCCAGAGCAGACAACAAAGACUGUGUGUGACAGUAACACUCAUUCAGAAGAUAAUAAGCUGGUGGAUGAACCAGCUGUGAAAGAACACACAGGUGAGACAGAAGGACAGGACAAACCUCAGAGCAGGCAGAAAGUCAGAGCAGAAGAGGAUGACAAAACAAGAGACCAUCAGUCUUCCCCUGGAGUUAGCACCACCAUCUACAUGGAGACGGCAAAGUUUCUACUAGAGAGUUAUGCCUUACAGAUGGCUCAGAGGGCUUUGGCUCAGGAGUUGUUGUGUCCAGAUGGAGGGCCAAGCAGCUCAUAUUAUUUGGCGCUGACCCAAAUACAGCUGCUGAGAGGAGAGUACAGCAGUGCUGAGGCGAGUCUGCAGCAGGCCCUCAGUCAUAACUUUCAAAACCCUGAUGCGUGGGCUCUCUGUGGUCACAUGUACUAUAUGAUAAAGGAUUACAAUCAAGCUCAAGAGUCUUAUGAGAGAACGCUUGAUUUUGUAACAGAUGCUUCAGACACGCAUACUGUUUACCUGCGUCUGGGCUCCAUCUACUUACAAAAAGAACAGUAUGAGAAAGCAAAGCCUACAUACCUGCUUGCCUGUAAGAGUUCUCCCUCCUGUCUCACCUGGCUCGGGCUGGGGAUUGCCUGCUACAGGUUGGGGGAGUUGACUGAGGCUGAGGAUGCCCUGACUGAAGCUAAUGCCCUCAAUAACAGGAACCCUGAAGUCUGGGGCUACCUGUCACUGAUUUGUUUACAGACUGGAAGGAAACUUGAAGCAGAGCAGUCAUACAAGUAUGCUGUAAAGUUCAAGGCGUCUGAGACACUGCUGCAGGAGAUUACAGAUGUGCAGAAACUUGUGGGGUUUGGAAAUCCAGGUUUUUCAUAAAAUAUG
This is a messenger RNA of Tachysurus vachellii, 3216 nucleotides long. It is a transcript of the gene cfap70, whose product is annotated as cilia and flagella associated protein 70. Gene Ontology annotation, cellular component: extracellular exosome; motile cilium. The transcript has 26 exons. Gene Ontology annotation, biological process: cilium assembly; cilium movement. The record is from RefSeq and is a predicted model, not a curated record. NCBI's taxonomy places the organism in Eukaryota, Metazoa, Chordata, Actinopteri, Siluriformes, Bagridae. The coding region runs from base 46 to 3210 and encodes 1054 amino acids. Gene Ontology annotation, molecular function: protein binding.